ACACAGACAAACGCGGAAAUGUUGAUAAAUUGUAGAUGUUUCAGGACAUAGAGAUAAUUUUUGCAUUUAGAUUUAUACUUUUACUUGCGGUUAAACUGCUCAAAUACAUUUAGAUGUUUGUUUGUGAUGUUCACAGAUAGCAAGAAAAUGGCUUGAUAGUGAGAAAAUGGCGGGAGACGGAAAACCAUUGAAGAGAGUGAAGUUAAACGAUGACUAUGGCGGCAUUUAUCUGUCAUUUACCCAAAACGAGCUGCGGAAAUUGAAAUUGGCCUUGUCUUUAAUUGACCACAAACUGUCAGGUUAUGGUGUUGGAAUAUCAAAGAUUACAGUAUGUGAUGCUCUGUGUUCUAAAUCAUUUUCAGCUGCAACAUGUGAUUGUGAAGUGUUUUGUAAGCCAUGCAUUAAGAAUGAUGGCUCUGUGUCUGUACCAGAAGGAUAUAACCUAAGUGGUAUUUUUCAGUAUGGCUUUGAUAUGUUAGAGUCAUACAUUGCAUCCCAGGAAUACAUUCCUCAAAGGAAAGGUGUCAGGCUGGCUUUGGCAAAGUUGCUGAUGUUUUUGUCGGAUAAAGGUUCAACAGAAAAAGCACUUUCACAUGUACCAGUAGAUGUCACUUUAGCAGAAUGGACAGUGAUUGUAGCGCAUCACUUGCUCUCAAAGCUCACUAUUGGUUCACAUUACGUAUUGGACAGAGUUUGCAAAGGGAAAUGCAAGGACAUGAUGUGUACAUGUGGAUGUAGAGAAAGACUGACAGGGCAAUGUGGAGACACAACUCUUGGUGUUCCGUCAUACUGGUAUAGGCGUACUGAUAUAAUGAUGGAUGUUCCAGUUACAACCCUAGCAACAGAAGAGUCAGAAACACCAGUAGGUGAAGGACACAGUUCCCCUACAGAAAUGAAACCAUCACAAAGUUUGCCAGCAAGCAAAGAACACAUAAGGGCUGAAACCAUUAUCCAUUCUUUCUUGCAAAAGAAGUACCAUCCUGAACUUGAUAAUUUUCUUAUUCCCACUAUUGCCAUGUCUAGAACACAUGUUGCUGUUUGUAUGUAUGACUGUGAGAACGACGUAUUUCUUGAAACUCCUCUUCUGAAUCUUUUUCAAGGUAAAUUUCUGAAGGAAGCUACUGUUGUAACACUUUGGUUAGCUUUGAAUUUUAAAUAUUGCUGUUCUGGUGUUCCGGAUGAAAUCAUGGACACUGCAUUUAAAGCGGACUUUUUCAAACAAGUGGGGCCUGUACUCGAAAAUUACUUUAGUGAUGUUACUGCUCCUUGCGACUAUCGGCCAAAGCAUGAAUGGCUUGUAGUGCCAAAAUUUGGAAAAGUUAAAGGGAAGGUUGAUAAUGUUAAUCAGAUAUAUCGUCCUCCGAAAUAAGAAAAUAAUAAUGGAUUUACUUUGUCCUGAGUUGCUAGGCUGAAUGAAGUUUGAAAUAAUAGGUGGAUUGGUUUUAAAAAGUCUGUUGUAAGUGAGAUCACUUACCGGUAUUAGUAUAAAGAAUCUAAACAAAUAUCUUUUGUUUGCGGUAUAUAAAUGUUAUAAAAUUCUUCAAAAUGAUACAGGGCGGGGCGUAUGUUCUCCGUGACUAUUUGAUAAACGACAUUGUGUCUGAAAUCAUUAGUCCUCCACCUCUGAUAAUUCAUGUGGGGAAGUUGGCAGUUACUUGCGGAGAACAGGUUUGUACUGGUACAGAAUCCAGGAACACUGGUUAGGUUAACUGCCCGCCGUUACAUGACUGAAAUACUGUUGAAAAACGGCGUUAAAACCAAAACGAAACGAAAAAAUCAAAAUGAUACAUGAUGUAAUAAAUUAACACUUUGUUAUGCCUAUGAUAGAUGAUGCAAUAAACAAACACUGUAUA
Molecule: messenger RNA, 1853 nt
Organism: Mercenaria mercenaria
Lineage: Eukaryota; Metazoa; Mollusca; Bivalvia; Venerida; Veneridae
Exons: 4
Coding region: 167-1369 (400 amino acids)
Source: RefSeq, a predicted model, not a curated record